CCUUAGACCGCUCGGCCAUCCUGACAUCUGCGACGUUUCGCAAAAACAUUAGCUUAAACGAAAACAGAGUUUUUUUGGUUUGUUAUUCACUGAAAAUGUUCUAUAGCAAUGACUGAAAUGUCAAACAACUAAGUUAACUGUUUGCUAGACUGUGACGCAGAAAUGGACUAUCUAACCAGCUCUAAUCCUGGUCUUCUGCUUGCUGUGCUUGUCCAGCAUGAGCGAAGUAGCUUUUCUAGUUCAGCAGGCUUUAAGUCACAUGCUAACGCUAGCUAAUUUAGCGGUCUAGAGAGGGUGUUCUUGCCGGCUACGAAUACCCUGUGCGGUUGCUCAGCCGUAUUCUUCAGCUGUUUACGGUUUAGGGCAACUAUUAUGUGUCUGUACCAUUAAACAUGUAGCUAAAUUUCAACAGGCUUAACAGCGCAACUUAUCUUCUUAAACUGAUUCGGGUCAGUGACGAAUUCCUGAUUACAAUGGCAUCAUCUCCUCCUCACAACUUCUCUUGGGUUGAACCUCAGAAAUUGGCUGGCCUGGCGAUGCCACGAAUGCCUGGUCACUAUGAGUACCUGCUGAAUAACGGUAUCAAACACCUAGUCAGUUUGUCUGAGAGAAAGCCUCCUUAUCAUGACACCUGUCCACAGUUGACGUUGCAUCACAUCAAAAUACACGACUUCUGUGCUCCAACGUUUGAUCAAAUCAACCGCUUCUUAACUAUAAUAGAAGAUGCCAAUUUAAAAGGAGAGGGCGUCGCAGUGCACUGUUUGCAUGGCUUUGGAAGAACAGGGACAAUGCUGGCCUGCUACUUGGUGAAGACUAGAAAAAUCAGUGGGAUUGAGGCCAUUAAUGAAAUCAGAAGGAUACGCCGUGGAUCUAUUGAAACAAGAGAACAAGAGCAAAUGGCAAAACAUCUUACACCUCACUGUGAGAUACCCUAAAGCAACACAGAACUAACGCACCAUGAUUAAAACACAUCUAUUGCGUUCUAUCUUUAUUGCAAUACUGCUAUACACAUUUCUAGCACAUUUCUGCAUUAUUACACAUGUUAUGUGAGUUAUAAGUGUUGAAGCAUUAUUAAAGAUUAUAUAUUUACUGAAAAGGCCUGCCCUGCGAUGGACUGGCGAUUUGUCCAGGGUGUAUCCUGCCUUCCGCCUGAUGACAGCUGGAAUAGGUUCCAGCGGGGGAGCAGUGUAGAAGAUGUGUGCAUAUAUGUGUACUGAAAAGGCAGUGACCAUUUUACCCUAAAAUUGUAUACAUUUAAGCCGAUCUCUAAUCUGGCUUAAACAUAUUUAGUAGCUGUUGAACUGCUAAGGCUACAAUAUUAU
Messenger RNA from Pygocentrus nattereri (red-bellied piranha), 1322 nucleotides. It is a transcript of the gene dusp23b, whose product is annotated as dual specificity phosphatase 23b. Gene Ontology annotation, molecular function: protein tyrosine/serine/threonine phosphatase activity. The record is from RefSeq and is a predicted model, not a curated record. NCBI's taxonomy places the organism in Eukaryota, Metazoa, Chordata, Actinopteri, Characiformes, Serrasalmidae. The transcript has 4 exons. Gene Ontology annotation, biological process: protein dephosphorylation; cilium assembly. The coding region runs from base 474 to 935 and encodes 153 amino acids.